This is a messenger RNA of Alnus glutinosa, 1521 nucleotides long. RefSeq lists its product as uncharacterized. The transcript has 6 exons. The coding region runs from base 180 to 1214 and encodes 344 amino acids. The record is from RefSeq and is a predicted model, not a curated record. Lineage: Eukaryota; Viridiplantae; Streptophyta; Magnoliopsida; Fagales; Betulaceae.
UUCCCCUUCCAUCAUAUUCAAAUCAGGGCCGUUAAAACCCUAAAACCCUCUCCUUCUUUUCUCUUCAAAUGACCUUCACGCUCUCUCCCUCUCUCUGAGCAUUGAAAUUUCUAACGCUCUCCCUAUGAAGCACACACAGAGAAGAUGCUUGUGGGCUACGGAUUGAAACGGCGGAUAUAAUGGGGAAGACGCACAUGAUGAUAGCAAGAGGAGGCUACGCCCACACCUUUUGCUCCAAAUUCUACAGCCAAUCCGGUUGUAGUGUGAUAAAGAAAGUUGCUGUCGGUUCAAAUACUCACUGGCGUGGAAAAUCGUAUGCGGCAUCUGUUCCUUCUUCCGACGUACCAAGCGAUGCCCAGAGAAGACGCAACAGGGUCUCCAAAGCCGAGCGCCAAGCUAUGGUCCAAUCUUUUGUUAACAAGUAUAGAGAGAUGAAUGCGGGAAAGUUCCCAACUGCUACUGCUGCUAAAAAACAACUGGGUGGCUCUUAUUAUAUUAUGAAAAAGAUCAUUCAGGAGCUAGAAUACAAUUCUAAAAUCCCUCCGUUAGAUAGCAGGAAGAGAAGUCCAUUAACAGAAGCAAAGGAUGGCGAGUCAGUAUUGCCUUAUGGGGCUGAGAACAACUUUUUUGAAGAGGGUAGUCACUCUGAUCUUGCUGCAACACAAAAUCAUAUGCUAAAAGAAGAAACUGAGGAUGUUUCUCAUCCAUGUCUUGAAAUAUCUGAGAAUGUUAAUGCUGAAGAAGUUUCUCCUUCAUGUUUUAAGAAACCAGAGGAUGAUAAAGAGGAAGCUCUGCACAAUGAUUUUGAUUUUGUUCCAGCUGAAAGUCAACUACCAAAAGAAGAAACUGAAGGUGUUUCUCAUCCAUAUCUUGAAAUAUCAGGGAAUGUUAAAAAAAGGGAAGCUCAGGCUGAUCAUUUGGGCUUUGCUACUACUGAAGAUUGUCAGCUGGUUGAGGAAACUAAGAAAGUUCUGCCUCCAUGUCUUGAAAAUGCAGAGGGUAAAAAAGAGCAAGCCGUCUAUGAGGACCUGCCAAAUGCUGAUGGUCUCAAGACUAAAGUGGAGCAAUAUAAAGGGUCCAUUGAAGUAGACAAAGUUGCAGAAGAUACUUCUAGUAGGCAGACAAAUGAUGCAGAAGUUCCAGAGAAAUCAUCUCUGUGGGGAAAUGUGAAGUCAUUUGCAGAAGGCAUCAUCCGCAUCUGGAGAAAAAUGUAAAUGUUUGUCUAGGUGCUUACUUCGAAGGCUUCAGGUGGUUAGCUCAAUUGUUUAGUGUGGACGUUGAAAACAUGAUCAUCAAUUCCAUUUAACUCGUGAAUGUGAAAAGAAAAAAACAUAGAGAGAACAAAAAAUAGAGAGACCGUAUGAGAAUUUGGUUGCAGGUAGUAGAGUUUGUGCCCAUUGCGAUGAUCACACAUUGAGUAAUGUUAUAUACUAACAUUUUUAUGCCACAAAUAUCAUACAAUGCUGAUGUGGCAGGACUGGUUUUUUCUUUUAAUGAGGAUUCAUGGAAGGGUUGGUUGAA